CCUUGAAUGCAAGCUAUACCACGAUUCUCUACUCGAGCUCUCAAGAAGCGAAGGUCUGGUGAUCAUGGUUGACGUCCAACAAGCAACACAUGAGUUUACGGAAAACACAUAGCAAUAUGGGAUAUAUACAUCCGAGAGGAAGAUAAAUAGCCCCCAUUGCCGCUCUACAUGGCAAUAAUGAGGCCAGACUCUCGCGAUUUAUCCUACAUUCAGGCAUAUUAGUAUCAUCAUCUAUUCUAUUACUCCACCAGAAACCUGUUCAAAAUCUCUUUCGUCAAACAGGCUUAUAUAUCUUUUAUUAGGUGCUUGAUCUUCCAGCCAGUACUUCCACCCUGACAUCAACCUUGUUCAAAAUGCCCACUUCCCAAGUUCCGUUCCCACCUACCAUUCUGGAAUCAUUCCAAACCGCUCUACCGCGGUACACAGGCGAUGACUUUCAGGGCGACCUCCCCGACGGUGGAAACUCGACAAUGGAGAUGCAGCCGCCUGCGUUUUGGUACAAUCUAGAAAAGUUCUGGGAGACUCGAGGUGGAGAAAAGCUCAAUCAACAUAGCCGUCUCCUUGGACAUUUGGAGAAAGAGUUUAUAUACAAACCAGAGGACGCGAUAAGUCUUCUAGUUGAGGGGGACGUCACGCGUGCUGCAGCUAUGUAUUUACUACAUCCAGUCAACCAAGUCUUGUCUGCCAUCCGACCUGGCAUCAAAUGUCUUUCUGAACACACCACCAAGAACAUUCGAACCGAUGUGUGCUACAAGGUCGGAAACUCUACUGUCGCCGUCGUUGAAUUCAAAAGAAAGGGUGCCAUCAGACCUCACGAAUUUGCGGCGGCCCAGCGCCAGGUCAAAUCAGGCACUCGCGACUGGAAUAAACAACUUGCAUUAGCACAUGAUACGAGAUAUGGUACCUUCUUUGCAGGCAAUUCUCUGAGGUUGAUGAAGCAAGCCAGCAAUUACGCGUACACCGAACGAACACGCCAUGUUGCCUUAUUUGAUUGGAAUUAUCUGGUUCUGAUCAACUUUCAUGAGACCAAUCGCGAUGAAGAUUUUGUCGGGAAUACUUGUCGCAUUCAAAUCAUUGAGGAUCCGGCUGAGAUGCGUCUUGCCCUUCUCGGGUUCUUGGCUAUGGCUGGCUAGAUCUCGGGUACAAAUUUUGGAUGGUUUUGGGAAGAAGAAAGCAUUCCAUUUCUUCUGCUACACUGUGUAUCAUCAUUUUAGAUUUUGCUCAUUUUUCUUCAUGUUCACAGUUCUCCAAUUGGGUUUGAUUUGGGCUUGUUCAAGCACUCUUUUGAUUAUCACAUUGUCUGCGACAGUGUAUCUAAGUAGGUAGUAUAAAAAACAAUAGAAUGCUAGCUGGCCAAUCAGCACUGAAUUGGGCUUUGGGAUUAAUUAUAUAGAUAGCCGUGGACUAGCUAUAGGCUCCCAAUAAGGAAAGUAUCGAUGUUAAGCAUACAAAUCCCUAUUAAAUAAACUUAAAAUAAUAAAUAUUUUAAAUAACCUAUUAGGGUUAUAAAAACCUUUGGCUUACCAAUUCCAUUUUGGCAUUGUUAGCGUAACUCGACUACUAUAUAC
Molecule: messenger RNA, 1568 nt
Organism: Xylaria bambusicola
Lineage: Eukaryota; Fungi; Ascomycota; Sordariomycetes; Xylariales; Xylariaceae
Exons: 1
Coding region: 354-1133 (259 amino acids)
Source: RefSeq, a predicted model, not a curated record